Molecule: messenger RNA, 5074 nt
Organism: Lates calcarifer (barramundi perch)
Lineage: Eukaryota; Metazoa; Chordata; Actinopteri; Centropomidae
Gene: skic3
Product: SKI3 subunit of superkiller complex
Exons: 41
Coding region: 69-4781 (1570 amino acids)
Cellular component (GO): Ski complex
Molecular function (GO): protein binding
Source: RefSeq, a predicted model, not a curated record
CUUUUCUUUCACUUCCGUGUUACCAAACAUGAGCUUAGCAAGUUGUCAACGUAAACAGUAAUCCCAAGAUGUCUGGUAAAGAAGUGAAAUCAGCUCUGAAAAGUGCCAAAGAGGCCAUCAAGAAUAAAGAGUUCAAAGAAGCUCUGAAACAAUGCAAGGCUGUUUUGAAACUUGACAAGAAGAAUUACAAUGCAUGGGUAUUCAUCGGCUUGGCAGCCAGUGAACUUGAACAACCAGACCAGUCUCAGUCAGCCUAUAAAAAGGCAGUGGAGCUGGAGCCUGAGCAGCUCUUAGCAUGGCAGGGCUUAGCCAAUCUUUAUGAGAAGACAGACCAGUGGGAUUUUAAAGUUGAGCUGCCUAAUGUUUAUCAGAAGCUUGUUGAGCUGUAUGCCAGCUCAGACAAAAAGAAAUGUUAUGAGGUGAUCAAAAAGCUCACAGAAAUCUAUCAGUCUGACAAAGAAUAUUUAAAGUUGGCAAAGGUUUGGCAGCAGCUCAUUCAGCUGAAGAAGGAAGAAGCUGUGGACAAGAAAGAGUUACUAGAGCUAUGGCAACAGCUGACACAGCUCCUCUCAGACUGCCUUAAUGAGGAAGAGCAGGACAAUGAAAUUCAACAACAUUUAAUCUCAGCAUUUGAGAAUGCCAUGGUUCUCAUGGACCCCGUCCCAGGAGAGAAACACAUGAAGAUGUCAACGGACUAUGUUAGAUGUCUCUCUAAACUGCCACAAGAAGAAGCUAAAAUGAAGGAGGCAUGUGAGUCCAUGCUGUCCCACUACCCCAGCCAAAGUUAUCCUCUUGAGGUCCUUGGUUCUCAUUACCUUAAAACAGGUAUCCUGAAUGAGGAUACAGUCAGCUGCUUCUCUCGGCUCCUCGAUCUGGCCCCUAAUUGUGGGUUAGGUCACUUAGGUCUGGGCACCAAAGCGCUUCAGGAAGGAAGAUAUAAAGAUGCCAUUAAGGACCUUGCACAAGGGUUGAAGAAAACGAGCUGCAACACAGGAUGGUACAGUCUGGCUGAAGCUCAGUUUAAAAUGCACAGAUACUCAGACAGUGCUACGUCAUGCUCCCAAGGUCUGAUGAUAUGUGGUUCUGGAGACAGGGAGCUGAGGGUCAAACUGCUCAGAUUGAAGUUAGAGACUUUAGUCAGAAGUGGAGGAGAGAAGGCUGCAGACCAGGCUUUGGAGACAUUUUCACAGAUUCCAGAUGCUGAAAAGGACCCAGUUCUAGUAGCCCUUAAAGGACGUGCAUACCUUAACAAAGGACAAAUUGAUCAAGCACUUAAGGUGUCAUCAGAGCUAGUGGCCUCCAACCCAAACCUGGCCCAGGGGUUAGCACUUAAAGGACUGGUACACUUAGCUGAAGGCCAGCAGCAGCUGGCAGAGCAGAGUCUUCUAAAGGCAGCUACUAAGAACCCAAACUGUGGAGAGUAUUAUUUUUUGCUGGGACAACUCUACUGGGGCAUGGGAGAAGAGACGCGUAAAGACCGGAGCAAAGCCCAUACACACUUGCUGAAGGCUGCAAAGUUAGAUCCACACCUUGGCAGUGCAUUCCGCUACCUUGGCCAUUAUUACCGGGAGAUUGCAAAUGAUCGUGGCCGUGCACGAGGCUGCUAUAAGAAGGCCUUUGAAUUGGACAACGAGGAUGCUGAAUCUGGAGCUGCCUCUGUGGAUCUCAGUAUGGAGCAGGAGGAUAUGGAAACUGCCUUAGCAACACUUGAGUCAGUGAUUGAGAAAGCCACUCCAGGCUCAGCUAAGUGGGCCUGGAUGAGACGAGGCCUGUAUUACCUGAAGGUUGGAGAGCAUCAACAGGCCACAGCUGAUCUGCAGGCAGCUCUUAGAGCAGACCCGGAGGACUGGGUUUGUUGGGAGUGUUUAGGUGAGGCCUACCUAAACCGCCGGAGCUUCACAGCAGCUCUGAAGGCCUUUGGUAAGGCUCAUCAGCUUCAGCCCUCCUCCAUCUACAGUGUUUACCAAGCUGCUGCAAUCAAACAGACCCUGGGCAAGUUCAAAGAGGCGGUUGCAGAGUACUUGCAGAUCACAGCACAGCAGGACUAUGUUCCUGCUCUUAAAGGUCUUGGGGAGUGCCAGCUGUCUUUAGCAAAAAGUUUAAUGGAAGACUGCAGAGAUGGGGGAGCCAUUGACCUCAUUCAGCAAGCCAUACAGAACCUCUUCAAAGCUGUGGAGCUUCGUCCAGACCUGUCCUGUUUGUGGAAGCUGCUGGGAGAUGCAUGUACCGCUGUCAGCACUGUGUCGCCAAACCGAGCACAGGUUCUUGUGCCUGCCCCGCUGGCUGGUUUAGACCCCAACUCACAGAGCCAUAUGCUUAACCAGGCCCAGACACUCAAAGUUGGUGAGAGGUGCUAUGCUCAUGCUUUAAAGCUGAUGUCUGAGGCCCCCAGUCUUUGGUAUGACCUAGGACUCAACUAUUACCGCCAGGCUAGCCUACCCUCCCCUACAGAGGGAGACCAGAACUCCCAAUCUCUGGUCCUAGAGAAGGCUCAGCAGUGUUUGAAAAAGGCCAUCAUGAUGGACAGUGGGAACCACAGCUACUGGAAUGCCCUGGGAGUGAUUUCCAUGAACAAAGGUCUUGAGAACUAUGCUCUGGCUCAACAUUGCUUCAUCAAGUCCAUACAAGUUGAGCCAAAUAAUGUUGUUGCCUGGACAAACCUUGGUACCCUGUAUUUGAAGAAGGACAAUAUAGAGCUUGCACACGAGGCCUUCAAGAUUGCCCAGUCUUUGGAGCCGCUGUAUGUCAACUGCUGGAUUGGACAGGCACUGAUAGCAGAGAGAGUGGGAAGCUAUGACACCAUGGAUCUUUUCAGGCACACCACUGAACUCAGCACACAUAUGGAGGGAGUUAAAGGUUAUGCAUACUGGGUAUGUUCCACCCUGCUGGAUAAGAGCAACAGAGACACUGAACUGUACCGCUACAACAUAGUCCAGAUGAACGCCAUCUCUGCUGCUCAGGUGGCACUCAGCAAGUACACAGAGAGGAUCCAGUCUGACCCUGAAGCCUUCAUUAUGCUUGGCUACCUAAAUGAGCAUCUGCAGCUGAAGAGGCAGGCCUUACAGGCUUACCAAAGAGCUGUUGAACUGCUACAGUCCACGUCCUCAACAGAAGAACUAGCUUUUGCUGUGGGCAGCUAUGGCCGUGCUUUGUGCACCUCAGGCCAGUGGGAGGAGGCAGUGCAUGCUUAUAAGUCCACUCCACUGCAGGAGCUCAGUGAUCUGGCUGGGGUGGCUCUGGCCUACUGCAGGGCAGGACUCAUCCCAGAGAGCAUCAGUGCCUAUGAACGUGCCUUGGCUGUGGCUUCCAGUGAGAAGGAGAAAGCUUACAUCUUAACAGCUCUGGCCCUACUGCAGCACCGACAGGGCAAUCUAGACUCAGCCAAGACUCUGCUGUUUAAAUGCUCGAUGUUAAAGGAGCCAAUCUCAGAGUCUCUGUUGUGUCUAUGUGCCCUGGGGUUGGUCCAUGGUGAUGCUACACUAGCUGCUGCUGCCCUGACUGAGCUGCUGAAGCAAGGUUCAGCCUCUGGGAGUGUUGUAGAGCAGCGAUGUUUACUCACCUGCACCUUGCUGGCCCUGCAGGGCAACUACAGUGCCGUGCAAAGAGAGGCUUCCAGAGCUGUACACAGUAAUCCUGGAAACCCUUCUCUGUGGGCCCUGCUAUCCAGAGUGGUACCACAAUACUACCCACGGAAGGCAAAUGGUGGAGCAAUGGCUGGUCAUGUUGCCUGUCUUUCCAGUAUGACCCAAGGAAAGAGGGCGCUGUUGUACAGUGGAGUAAACCAGCUGGCUAGUGGAAGACACUCUGGAGAAGACAGGCAUAGGAAUGCACUGAAGACUUUGCAGAGAGCUGUGCUGCUCUGUCCCGAUGAUCCAGCAGCGUGGGCGGGAUUAAUGGCUGCCUGUCACACAGAAAACACAUCCUGUUAUCUUUCAGGUUCUGCUCCUUGCAGACAAGGAAUGGAGAAAAUCCUCAUGUCAGUGGUUUCUGAGAAAGUGCGUAGUGUGGAGGAGAUAGAGCGCCCUCUAGCCCAGACUCUAGAAGGCUGGGUACUACAACAGGCAGUGACUGGUCUCGUGAUGGGGGGGCAGCUGGAGGAGGCAGAAGCUCUGUGCUCACAGGUGCUGAAUGUUUCCCCAGAACACCCAGCAGUGAUGCUGGCACUGAGACAGGUGCAGUGUCAGCGCCUCCUUGUGGCCAAUGGUGGUACUGUCCUCCCAGACUCUGUGAUGGAGCAGCUGAACAACACAGUGAUGAUGAAUCCCACCAACCUUGGGGCUUGGCAUUGGCUGGCUGAGGUGUAUCGUAGUCAGGGUCUGCUGGUCCAGGCAGUCAUGGCUUACAGGCAGAGUCUGCAGCUUGCCUCACAGCUCGGCCUGCACAGCAGUCAGGUUACCAGCCUGCUCCGACUAGCCCUACUAGCUCUAGGACCCUGUAUGGCAGAUGUCCCAGGAAACGACUGGAAGGACCUUGUAUUAGAGGCCACUACUGAGGUUUUGAAGCUGGGUUCAUUCCCCAUGGCCCUCCUCUUCCAGGCCCUGCUCCAGUAUGUGACCAAGAUGGCAGCGAGGGAAACAAGGCGUUUGUUGGAGAGGCUGGUGUACGUUUCCUCUCAGGACUUCCCAGUGACGGUGGUGCAGGUGGCCAGCUGGUACCUCCUCAGACACUUGCAUGCCAAAAAUGACGACGAGCUGAUAAAUGUCCUUCUGGAACGAGCCAAAAUGAAUAGAGAUCAGAGACUUCUGAAGUUUCAUUCACUGCUUGCCUCUUCUUCAUCCUGAAUCUACAAACGCAUCUCUAUAAAAUCAUGUGGCUUAGUGAGUUAAUCUACAGGCUUAAGCCAUCACCAGUUCAACUUUUCUGCAUCUCUUAACUAAAUAUCAAAUCAUAUCAAACUUGAUAUUAUGAAUAUGACAUUUAUUAGUUACAUUAUUCUUUGGUCAUUGACUGUUGGUAAUGCAAUGUUAAGUAAAUCAAAUCAGUUCAGUAAAUCAAAAUCAUGAGCAUUAUCACAUUUUUUCAAAGUGUACCACACAUUAAGGCUAAAAUAAAGGCAAUUUGCUCAAUAUAUAAA